Molecule: messenger RNA, 2827 nt
Organism: Xenia sp. Carnegie-2017
Lineage: Eukaryota; Metazoa; Cnidaria; Anthozoa; Malacalcyonacea; Xeniidae
Product: RNA cytosine C(5)-methyltransferase NSUN2-like
Exons: 20
Coding region: 29-2332 (767 amino acids)
Biological process (GO): tRNA methylation
Cellular component (GO): cytoplasm; nucleus
Molecular function (GO): tRNA (cytidine-N5)-methyltransferase activity; tRNA binding
Source: RefSeq, a predicted model, not a curated record
CAUUUUCAAAACAAAAUAUUUGAAAAAGAUGGGAAGACGAAAGGGCGAAGAAUAUAAGAUGCGAGUAUACAAGAAAUCAAAGAAUAAGAAAAAUCAUUAUUCUGGGAAGAGAAGACCCAGAGAAUCGUAUGAUGAUAUUGUAAAAGAAAAUGAAAUGUUUGAGAACUACUAUAAAGCACAAAAUAUCAUUUCUGGUGAGGAAUGGGGGAAUUUUAUGGAUAGAUUACGUGCACCAUUGUCAUCAACAUUCAGAAUCACUGGGAUAAGAGGGCAUGCCAAAAAACUCAUGAAUUACCUCAAAAUACAUUAUGUGAACAAACUGAAUGAAGCUAAAGAUGAUCUUGGUGAAGAUGUGGAUUGCUUUGGAAAGCCUCUCAAAUGGUAUCCAGGUGAACUCGCAUGGCAAAUAAAUUUAACACGGCGUUUUAUCAGACGUUCUGGUGUGGUGUCAAAUUUUCACAAGUUUUUGAUUCAUGAAUCUGAAAUGGGAAACCUUAGUCGUCAGGAAGCUGUCAGCAUGAUACCACCUUUACUUAUUGAUGUUGAACCUCAUCAUAAGAUAUUAGAUCUUUGUGCUGCUCCUGGCUCGAAAACUGCCCAAUUGAUUGAAAUGUUACAUGAAAAAGCAGCAAACCGUCUUCCAGAUGGUUUUGUCAUAGCAAAUGAUAUUGAUCCAAAACGUUGUUACAUGUUGGUGCAUCAAAGUCGUAGAAUUCACAGUCCAUGUUGUCUUGUUACAAAUCAUGAUGCUGCUAUAUAUCCUGAUAUUAAGAUAAAAAAGAAUGAGAAUGGAGAAGAAUUGAUGCAUUUUGAUCGCAUACUUUGUGAUGUUCCAUGUAGUGGUGAUGGUACAAUGAGGAAAAAUCCCCAAAUAUGGAAAAAAUGGAAUCCGGAGAUUGGCAUUUCUCUUCACAAGACACAGUUACGAAUUCUUGUUCGAGCUGUUGAAAUGCUUGCCAUCAAUGGUAUAGUUGUAUAUUCAACAUGUUCAAUGAACCCAGUAGAGGACGAAGCUGUUGUUUCACAAUUACUGUACAGAGCUAAGGGCUCUGUGGAGUUAGUGGAUGUGUCUGAUAGAUUAACUGAUCUAAAACGAGCACCUGGAUUGGAAACUUGGAAGAUUCAAACGAAAGACGGUCGAUCAGUUGUCAGUUUUGAAGAAUGUGGCUCAUCUGAUAGAACGCAUGGCUUUCUUGAAUCUAUGUGGCCACCUCGUGACGUGGACGGUCAGCAUUUACAACGAUGCUGGCGUUUAUAUCCACAUCAUCAAGAUACUGGAGGAUUCUUCAUUGCCGUACUCCAGAAAAAAUCCCCUUUACCGUGGACCGAGGGAUACCGAUCACAUCCGAAGUUAUUGCCGUGGGAGAUGAAUAAAAAGGAAAAGAAGGAGCUAAAACGUACUGGAAAAAUUGAUAAAGACAAUGGUAAUGUUAAAGAUGAGAUUGAACCUCGAGUUAAGGACAUGGUACAGUCAGAUGUGGUAAAAGAAAACACCAAAUCAUGUGAAGAUCUAAAUAUUGAGGAUAGUUUUAGUGAAGGAAUUGUUGAAGAGGCGACGGCUCAGAUUAAUACAACAGAAAAAAAUGACGGACAGCUGUCGUGUUUGUAUCAAAGUGUUAAAGCAUCCGAACCGCAGAAGAAAAGAAGAAAAAUUGAUUCAAAAUCUGACAAAAGAGAAAAUCCUUUCGUAUUUGUGGAAAAGAAUGACACACACUGGACGACUAUAAGAAAGUUUUAUGAGAUUUCAAACACUUUCCCAGAGAACUGUUUGCUCGUGCGCUCCGCAAGUGAGCGCAAACGUACAAUAUAUUUCGUAUCAACGGGGCUGGCAAUGAUGCUAAAGAAUGUAGAUCAAACAGAGUUUAACGUGAUUAACGCUGGUCUUCGGUUAUUUACAAGAUGUGAAAAUAGUGAUGAAGAUUGGUCUUUUAGAAUAAAUGGAGAGGCCUUGGAGACAAUUUUACCAUUUCUUACCAAUAAACGUGUCGUACAUGUACCACUGGAGGAUCUUGUUAGGAUAUUAGUGGAUAUGAGUCCCAAAGUAUCUCAGAUGACAAUGGAAACAAAGUCGUCAUUGGGGACAAUUGGUCCUGGUUGCAUUAUUUUCAUGUAUGAUUCUCAAAAAAGUGAUCCUUCAUUAUCUACUGGUAUAAAAAUUUCUGUUUGUGGCUGGAGAAGCAGAACCGUUAUAUUACGCAGUCUUAUUGCUAAGGCUGAUAGAAUGCACUACUUAAGGAUUGCAGGUUAUGCACCUGAUUCUCCUGAACUUCAAGCUCUUGCUAUUGACUCUAAGAUAAAUGUUGAAGAACAAAUAUCCCUGUGGAAAGUAUAGACAAAAGUGAUGUCUCACUCAUGCAAUGUGAAGGAGGUUUAGAUAACUCUUGAAUUAGAACAGACAGUAGACAAAGCUGAAGAAACAGGUCAACCACAAGAAAAAGAUAAGGUUCAUGAGCUGGAGGAAACCAUAGUAACAGAUAAAACUACAGUAGAAGAUGAAUAACUUUUCUGAGGAAAAGCAUACACAAGAGAAAGUAAGCAUUUGUGUGAAAAAUUUGUUCUGUCAAGAUGGAUGUUCUUUGACAGUAUUUGAAAACAAACAAUAAAGAUGAUUUUGUGUGUAAUUUUUAUGGAAUGUGGCUGUUUAAUAUGUGCAUUUUUGAUGUUUAUGUGCAUUGAAAUGAGCAACAUCUGUUUAUUUAAAUCCACAAGUUUUUUUAAUUUUUUAUCAUUGUACCUGAAAAUCAACCAACAUCCUGUUAAAGGAUGUUGUCUUGUUUAAAUGCCACUUGUUGAUUGAGUAUCAAUUAUCAACUUGUAAACAUUGCAA